Trichoderma harzianum CBS 226.95 is the source of this 764-nucleotide messenger RNA. RefSeq lists its product as hypothetical. The annotation marks the transcript as partial. The record is from RefSeq and is a predicted model, not a curated record. NCBI's taxonomy places the organism in Eukaryota, Fungi, Ascomycota, Sordariomycetes, Hypocreales, Hypocreaceae. The transcript has a single exon.
CGAAAGACGGAUCUUGGAGAGAUUCUGGAACAGAUCACUCGAGUUCCCUGCAACAUUCUUACUAGGGACAUGCGGUUAGACCAGACCAGCGUUGCAAACCGCAUGAACUAGGCUGCAAAACGAGAGACGACUCGUGCAGAAGACAUUGCAUGGGAAUAUUCGAUGUCAACAUGCCCAUGAUAUACGGCGAGGGGAGGAAUGCUUUCACUCGCUUGCAGGAGGAGAUUGUAAAGCAAACUCAGGACGAUUCCUUGUUUGCCUGGCGGGUCAGUGAAGAGUCUGCAUCCGAAGGCCCGUAUCGCGGCUUAUUUGCCUCAUCGCCGAAAGAAUUGGCCAGUGAGGUGAGGUGACUACCACUCCGUUUUUCACCAGCACGGCCGGUGCGUCAACUCUACUCGGCAAUGGGUGAAUAUCACUUAGCUGCGCUCUAUACCAGGACGGCUUCAUUGGCCUCAAGUGCUUUCAGGACACGGAACUCUCAACAGUUGUGGGCAUCCAAGCCAUCAAUACAGGAAGCAAUCACUAUGUACGGUCCAACCCCUUGCAGUUGGUGUUGAAAUCUCAUCAAUAUCCUGUUUCUUUUCAAACGGUGGUAUUUGACAAGUUUGUCAAGAUGAAGGAGCCGAGGUCAUUGAGCGACAUUUAUCAGCACAAUGAGUUCACUCUAGCUCUGCCUCCAGAAAUAAGUUUGGUGGCGGUGUAUCCCAAAGAAUACACAGGAUUCCAGGAGAAGAUGAGGCUGCCGAUAACGCCUCUUGUCGGGG